Messenger RNA from Salmo salar (Atlantic salmon), 4567 nucleotides. Lineage: Eukaryota; Metazoa; Chordata; Actinopteri; Salmoniformes; Salmonidae. The record is from RefSeq and is a predicted model, not a curated record.
AUACAUUUAUCACAAAGUAAUUAUCUAGCUAACGUUAGCUGGCUAAACUAGCUAGGUAGCUACAUGGGCCUUUAUACAAAAGACUCCAAGGGGGUUUAGCUAGCUAGUUAGCCAGCUAACGUUAACUAUCUGUUUUGCUCACUUUUACAGCCAACAUAUAUGAAUAGAAUAUAAACACGUGUAUCAUUACUAUGAAACUUGGAUAAAGCCAAAAACCCCGUGAAAGUAACAUGCGGAUGGGCAUUUCAAGAAAAAGUAUGCCUACGUGGGUACCACAGACAGGGGUUAGUUAUACAUAUAUUUGUGGGUACCUUCAUACCUCAUUGUUAGCUUAGCUAUCAAGCUAGUUCACUGUUGUCUAGAUUUAGACUGGCUACAAUGUAUCCAACUAUGGCAGGCCUUGCUGAAACACCCUUUCUCAUAUUACACUUUUGUAUAUGCAUUCUUCUAAUUCAUCGAGCUACCUACAUCAUGUUUUAAUAGCUAGGCCUAUGUAAGGUGAUGGGCAUCACACCAUUAAUAAUUUAGCCGACUUCUGGUGCUUUUACUGUAGGCCUAGGUUGAAACUCAGUCAUAGAAUUUUACCCUUAUAAUGAUACAAUUAAGUAUAUAUUUUUUUUAUAAAUGAUUGACCUGAAACUCUAAGAGAUUAUACAGCUGUUAAAGAUGGCACUCGUUGAGUUACCAAGGAGGUUACAGACACCAGUAAAACUAGGCUAUAGGCCUACUUUGUGCUUGACAAAGGGUGCACUAGAGUAGACAAUGUUGGCUAGAAAUCACAUUUAGGCUACCCAUUGUUAACACCCUAUACAUAGGCCUAAGGUAUAACAUUUUCUUUGAAUGAUUGGUAUUAAUAUGGGGCAUGCAGUGUGUCACACCAGGACUCUAGUCACAUGUUCUGGCCUUGUGUUGCACUAGUACAGUGCAGUGAGUGCACCUUAAAUAUUUUCCUGGGUUUAUUUGUUUUUACUCUUAACAGCUUUUCCUGUCAGUAGGUCUACAUGUUCAUGUGAUCGAUCACUCCAAAUGUCCUGAGAUUCACCUUCCCCUGUGGCUUAAACAAAGAACAGUGGUUUGGCAUACAGGCCUAUUUUGCCUUGUCGUGUCAAAAUGACUGGGCUUUUCUGCCUACCAGAUGUCACAACAAAGCCAGUGAAAUGCCCUGCAUUCAAACCUGGUUGUGAAAUCCUUGAAGUACUGACAGAGGAGCCAGUUACUAAACCUCCCAGCCAGGCUUCACAUCAUAGACCAAAGGAUGAAAACACGCUCACUGAAAAUGAUCCACCAGGUGCCCAUCUCCCUGCCCCUCUGCCCACACCAGUGCCUGCCGGGCAGGCUCCAUAUCCUCCUUAUUUUGAAGGCGCUCCCUUCCCUCAGCCCAUAUGGGUCCGCCACAGCUAUGGUCAAUGGGUACCUCAGCCACCACCGCGAACAAUCAAGAGGAAGAAGAGGCGGACCCGAGAGCCCGGGCAGAUGACCAUGAGCACCAUCAGGCUCCGCCCCCGGCAGGUGUUGUGCGAGAAGUGUAAGAACACGCUGAACAGUGACGAAGACAGUAAAGACGGGAUGCCCACCACCAAGACGUCUAGGAAAGAGAACGCGCUAUACAGCGACGAGGGGUCCAUCAAGUUGGCCAGGAAAGAGGACGCAGACGCCACCAAGGAUAACAACAAGAGACGGGAGAAUGGCCCCACUGGCUACGACGGCAAGCGGCUCCGGAAGGACAAAAGGGAUGACGAACCAAAGUUCCCUGCAGUAGACAUCAUUCCCCACAGCCCAGUCAUUAAGAUUUCGUACAGCACUCCGCAAGCCAAGGUUGAGGUCAUGAAGAUCCCAGCUCGGGUCCACGGCUCCGUCAAGCCCUUCUGCCCCAAGCAGCUGAUGCAGAAUGGCCUGAGAGACCACCAGGGCAAAGUGCCUGAGCCCACCACCCUAACCCAGACCCAGGAGCAGCGCCACAUCCUGGAUGCCACCAGGACGGGCCUGACCGUGUCCAUUCCCAAACUCAAGCUCCCCAGGCCCCUAACAGCCGGCCUGGACCUCCCGUCCCCAAAGAUCCGCGUGACGACCCUGGGGGACGGGGAGGACAGCCUGACGGUGUACGAGGCGGAGCUGGUAGAGGGGUCGAGGAAGAAAGGCCCCAGGGUGCCAGUCCCUGGUCCCCUGCCCCACUCGGAGGACUCUGAGGAGAAGACUCCCAUGGAGCUGUGGUCGGGGAGCUCUGGAGAGGAGGCCGACCGAGGCCACAGUGACCUCACGCUGCUCAUCAACUUCCGCAAGAGGAAGGCGGACUCCUCCAGCCUGUCCGUGUGCAGCACCGAUAGCCUGGACGAAUCAAAAUCCUUCACCUCAGACGGCACGCCCCCAGAGCUGUGCGACCUGGCUCCAGGAGAGCACAUCUCCUCCGUGUCUUCCUCGUCGCUCUCGCGAGACGACAGCAAGACUGUGCCACCACUCACCGUGCGCCUGCACACGCGCAGCAUGACCAAGUGUGUGACGGAGGAGGGCCACGCGGUGGCCGUGGGAGACGUGGUGUGGGGGAAGAUCCAUGGGUUCCCCUGGUGGCCGGCGAGGGUGCUCAGCAUCAGCGGCAGCCGCAAAGAGGAGUCCGUUAACUGCGAAGCCCAGUGGCCAGAGGCUAAGGUGGCCUGGUUUGGCUCACCCACUACCUCCCAGCUCUCCGUUGCCAAACUCUCUCCCUUCCGGGAGUUUUUCAGGUCGCGGUUCAACCGCAAGAAGAAAGGGAUGUACCGACGAGCCAUUGUGGAAGCUGCCAAGGCCGUGGGCCAUAUGAGCCCCGAGAUCACCUCUCUACUCACCUCUCACUGCGAAACAAUCUGAAGACUGAAGAAUAGUCUCCUUUCAAAGGCUUUGUGGAAAUCUGACUCCCCAGGAGAGCAAGAAAGCGUGUGCAGUUGCUAGGGUCACUAUUUAUACAGCACCCCCCCCCUCCCACAUGGCUGGAGGAAAAUGGCCACCCAGGUGGGGUGUUGUUGACUGGAUAAGGGAGCAAGAAAUGCCAGUUUGAGGCAUCUCAUGGACUAUAAGGAACAAUUCUUCAAUAAUUUUUAUUUUUAACCAUAUCAGUAGAAACUGAAUAGCAACACACUACAAAUCAGAAUGUAUUUAUUAUCUGUAACCAUUUAUUAUCCAUAACGAUUUAAGUUUACCUUUCUACAAUUCCUUAAGAUCUCCAUACUGCUGCUUUUGUGAACGUCCUCUCGAACCGAUUGGUCGUGAAGUGGUUCAACGACAACCAGUCAGAGGGCCUCGUCAGGUCUGUUCAGUCCCAGUGCCAUCCUCAUUGGAAGCCCACCCACUUUUUUUUUCUUCUCUCGAACAGACCAGGAAAUGUAUAUCUGCAUUUCUGGUGAAAAGUCUUACACUAAGUUCCUUACUUUCCAAAUAUGAGAAUGUGAAACUGUCCCAUCCAGAGAUAGUACUGUAGUUUCUUCUAUUAUACAGUGAUUCAUCCUUGUAGCCUUCUUCAGCAGUGCUAGUUGGAUAUGUCGACGUAAUGUUAUUUAUACUUUUCUUUUCAAAUUUGUCUCUUCCAUUUUGGUUUGAAUACCUUUAGAAGUGUGGUAUGUAUUGGUCGUUGUUGAGAGAUCCCAAAGUUCAUUUCUACUCACUUUCAUUAUUUAAUGUGUCAUGUAAAGAAAAAGCACUUUAUCUGUACCUUGGUGGCCUGCUGUAAGCUCAUUGUCCUUUCACUAACUAGAGUUACAGCACUGCCAGGCAGCGGGAGUUUAUAUCAAGGUUGACUAUUCAUGGCCUUGGAGAAUACUUUUUUAAAAUUUAUUUAACUUUUGGGUCACCAGAGAUUGAACCUUUUUCACGGGCGGUUGUGUACACUGUAUUCUUGCAUUUUUGUCUCGGGUGUGUAUUUGUACAUUCUUUCAACUCAACCCAGUUCCAUCAAAUGUUUCCACUGGAGAAGAUUGUCAAACCCUAUCCAUCAAUUAAAGCUUUAUAUUCACCUGAAAAUGCUGUAAGAAUACUGUGAAUUCAACUCUUUGAGUGUGCUGGUGAAGGGUGGGGGAGAUAGGUGGCUACUCUGUAUGCUCAAUACUGGUUGCAGAUUGCAGUCCGGAGAGGGAGAGACUGCAGGAUCAACCUUUAUUGACCUUGGAGUUGAAAGCAGCACUGUUGGAAAGUAGGGGGAAGGGAGGGACCGCAGGAACCAUGGGUUGUUCAGUAGGCACUGAACAGAAGAAAACGGGCAAGGACUACCUGGACUUGUCCAAUAGAAAUCGUUUAUUUUAGUUUUCUGUUGCAAGCCCUAAUGAACGCUACCCAGAGCUCCUGUCGCAUUUGUGUUCCAUUUUGAGUCCCUUUGGUUUUGAUUGACUCUUUAGGAAGAAUGGGGAAGGAGAGUUCCUAGCUCCCCCUUUCACCUGGUUUAUGAUUAAGAUGGAAGCAGAUGUCAGGAAAUUCCUGUAUUUGAUGAGCUACAUGGCUGUCUGCUGUUGCCCACAUUGGUCAAUGUUAUUGGCUAUUUUCAGUUUAUUUUUAAAUUUUUUUUUUUUUUACAUGUACAUAAAAUAAAAUAUACAGGCAAUAUGUG